This is a messenger RNA of Arachis ipaensis, 981 nucleotides long. The record is from RefSeq and is a predicted model, not a curated record. Lineage: Eukaryota; Viridiplantae; Streptophyta; Magnoliopsida; Fabales; Fabaceae.
AUGGCAGCACAAAAAGAAAUGGGGAGGAAUUUCAGUUUCAAAGACAACCUUAUAAUGUGCUUCAAACCUUACAACAACAUUAACAACCACAACAACAACAAUAAUAAUAAUAUUAAGAAGGAAAGAGAUGAUGAUCCCAUGGUGAAAGAUAAGUUAUCAGAUUCUAUGUCCAAAUUGAAAGUAUCAGACACAGGGAAGAAUUUUUCUCAAGGAAGAAUAAUUGAAACAAAUCUUUCUACAACUGUGAAGUAUACAUGGACCAUUUGGAACUUCUCUGCAUUGGAAUGUUACCAAAAAUACUCAGACACAUUUUUUACAGGGAAUCAUCCAUGUUGGAAUAAAACCGUUAAUUUCAAGUUGACUCUGAAAAAUUUGUUCUUCACUGAUAAAGACAUAACACGAGGUACUAAAUAUGAAUAUGGCAGUGCAAAAUAUCCUGGCUAUGGUUUCUCAUCGUUUAUAACUUUAACCGAGUUUCUUGAUCCUAACAACGGGUUUCUUGUGAACGAUUCUUGUUCUAUCGAGGCUGAAGUUUGUGUUGUGAAUGAUGGUCAUCAACAUCAUCCUAAUGAUAAUCGCAUAGUGCCUUUGGUUACAAGAAAUAACGACAACAACAACUUAGUGGAUUUCAAGGGUUUAUGCAAAGUGAAAAAAGAUUUUGUUCCACUACUGGAGGAAGCGUGUUCUAAGCAUCCUGAACUUGUUGAAGGUCAGAAAAAGAGAAAUCAGAGUGAAAAAUUUACUGAAAAUUCGUUCAUGACUUUGGGAAGAGUUCUUCAUUUUCUAAAGAGUCAUAAAGAUGUAAAGGACUGUACUGAUGAUUGUGUUAAGGAGUUUCAGAAUUUGUGGAAGGAACUUGAGUCUUCUGGAUUUGAUGAUCUGACUUGGUUGGAAAAUGAUGUUAAAAACUAUACGGUGAAAAAGUUAAACGAAAAUGUGGAUCUUCAAGGAGAAAAAGGAGAAUUGUUGAAAGUAGAUUAA